Molecule: messenger RNA, 3127 nt
Organism: Oncorhynchus gorbuscha (pink salmon)
Lineage: Eukaryota; Metazoa; Chordata; Actinopteri; Salmoniformes; Salmonidae
Gene: txndc16
Product: thioredoxin domain containing 16
Exons: 19
Coding region: 362-2836 (824 amino acids)
Source: RefSeq, a predicted model, not a curated record
UAGGUGGGACACAGGAAGAUGAAACAGCAAAAAUGUUCUAGCAUCCCUCUUUCAUUUGGUUAGUUUAGCUACAUAAUUGAAGUGAAAAAAACUGCUCGUUACCAGGUCGUGUAAGUUGUCUAAAAGCUAGUUAUAUAAAAUGCUUCUGCAAUGUAUUAAGAGUGCCCGUAUCGUGGUCAUGGAAUUUAAAAUGGCCUUUGUCUGGCUACUUUAGCUAGGUAACGUUAGCUGAAUAACGUAGCCAACGCGUUAUGCCAUAACAGACCUAGCCAGCUUGCAUCGUCGAAUGUAACUUAGUCCAUUCUUUUCUACUAGAUUUUGUCGGUUCAAUUGAACUGUUAGGUUCGAUCCUUCAUCGACCAUGGCAUGGUUCAUAUGUGUCGUCAUACUUUUGCUCUGCUCAAAAAGUGAGCAAUGCACCACUGGAAAUGCCUCAAAACUCAUUGAGCACACAGCUGCCCAUUUUUUCGAGAAAAUGCAAUCAGGAAAGAUGUAUUUUAUAUACUUUGGAAAACAAGUCAAUCCAACCAUAGGUCUCUUCAUUGAACAGCUGGAGAAGUCUGCAGAUGUUUUAGAAGAUUACGGUAUUUCAGUUGCUAAGGUAAAUUGUACUAAUGAACACAUAGCAAAGUACUGCACUGGAGAGAAGCUGAUGAAAAAAGUUUAUUUGUUCAGGGGUGGCAAUGUCCUGAAGAGUUUCGACACAGACACAGUCUUCGACGUGAAUGCCAUAGUGUCUCACGUUCUCUUCACUGUGCUUUUUGAUGAGGUGAGGUACGUCCAUACAAUUGCUGAGCUACAGUCAGUGGAGAGGGCAGCUAAAGGCAAGGCUGAUAUUGUGCUAGGCCAUGUCCAGGUCUUGGGCUUACCAGAGCACCGAGCGUUGAUGGAGACAGCAUUUGUGUACGGAGUCAAGUACCAGUUUGUGCUGACCACAGGAGGCCCAGUGCUGACGAACAUGGGGGUGGAGGAUAUUUCAUCUCUGACAGCAGGUCUGUGGUUCCUGCACUGUAAGGGUGCAUCCCAAUCCCGGCACUCAGACCCCUGUCCACACACGGCCCUAAGGAGAGCCCUCACCACCCUCCACAUCUACACCUUCCUCCAGCUGAUGGAAGCCCCACUGGUGAGUGAGGCCUCAGUGGAGCCCUCAGAGGUGAACAUGGUCCACAGCCACCUCCAGGUGCCCCUGCUCUUCCUCUUCUCUCAGCCCCACACGGUGGCCCUUGACCGGGUCACUGCCCAAACUCUAGCCUGGAGGCUGAGAGGCCAGGUGGGCCUGGUGCUCAUCCACAGAGAGAGUCCUGAUGUAAAAAUCCCACUGGAAUACAAUGCUGCUUACAGACUACCAGGAGAGGGUUCAGAGGUCAAGUAUCUGAUUCUAAACAAUCUAGAGGAGGUUAUCGACCUGUUCAGAGAUGAGAGCACUCCGGAAGAGGAAGAGGACGAUGAUAAUUGGGCCACUCUUGAUGUGCUUGAUGAUGAGGUGGCGGAGUCUGUGUACAGAGACAGGGGCCAGAGUCUGGACAUGGAUGCUGUCACAGAACUCACUGCUGACACGUUCCACAGCGCAGUGGCAGAGAGUGACUACACGGUGGUGCUGUUUUACGUGAAAUGGGAUGCUGUCUCCAUGGCUUUCAUGCAGUCCUACAUAGAGGUGUCAGAAUCCCUAGAAGACGCUGACAUCAGCGACGUGGAGCUGGCUGUGCUGGAUUGUGGGGAGUGGACUGACGUGUGCAGCGCUCAGAAAAUCCACUCCUUUCCCACCGUCCGUCUGUACCGCCCACAGGAGCCUAGCCAGCCCUACCAAGGCAUGCUGGGUACUGAGAGCCUGAACAGGUUCAUCAUGCUGAGUCGUCUGGUGUCCCCUGUCCUCCUGUUCUCUCCUGAUGAGGUGACAUCAUUCCUGGAGGGGGACCUGUACCAGCGACAUGCAGCUAUCGCCCCUGUCACAGUACUAGGCCUGUUCAGCUCCACAGCAGACGCAGGUGUGCCAGUGUUCAAGGAAGCAGCAAAAGCACUCAGAGGAGAGACUAUGGUCGGGUUGUUUGCUGACAGACAAGCAGAAAUAUGGGCUGUGGAGUAUUCUGUGACGCUGCCUGCCAUUCUGGUGUCACGAGGACCUACAGGCCAAACUGAGGCUCAUUCUCUCAACCUCUCCAUGCCGGACCAACUGGUUACACACAUCCAGAGAGCAUUACUGGAUACAUUUCCAGAAUUGACAGUGGAGAACCUGCCCCUGUAUCUGGAGGUUAAAAAAAAACUUCUGCUGCUCUUUGUGGGAGAAGAGGAGAGUGGGAGGAAAGGGAACAAGAGAGUAUUGGAUGAUAUGAGGAGUCUGCUGAACACAGGACUGAUCAACCCCUACCUGCCCUGCUGGAUCCACCUGGGUCGUACCCCUGCAGGUAAGGCUGUCCUGGAGGCAUACCUGGGUUUCCUGCCCCUGCUUCCUGCCCUGGUGGUCUCCCAGCCGGCCACAGGAGGAGAGGUCUUCCACUACCCCACUGGCAGACCCUUCAUGGUACAGGCCAUUCUGCAGUGGCUGCAGAGAGUGGAGGAUGGUGAAGAACCACCUGCAGGUGUUAUUGUGGAUGAGAAAUGGAUGCCCUCCAUGCCCUUCUACGACUUCCUGUCCGUCAUGGACCAGGAAGUACCGGGCUAUGCCUCCCAGAGGAGCGCUAAGACAAAAACAAACUGGAUUGAGAGAGCAGAGGGAGAGAAAGAGAAGAGCAGCAGUGGUGGUGGUGGUGAAAGACAAGCCCGAACUGGAGCACACAACCCCCAAGGGUCACCCACCACCAAGCCUCCACAGACAUCUCACCACCACUCUGAGCUAUGAGGGGGGAUAGAGCAGCAGCCCUGACCUCUGAAAGCUGGAGGAAACCAAUGACUGCUUUGAUCAAAAUCACCUCUAACAGAUAAGCUACACUGAAGCUAUUAGAUAGUGAUGGCUUUAUGGGCUGUGAGAUCCACUGAGCCUCCUACUAUGUGGUUUAGCUGUUUUACAGUGCAUUGGGAAAGUGUUCACAUCCCUUGUCUUUUUCCACAUUUUGUUAUAUUACAGCCUUAUUCCUCAUCAAUCUACACACAAUACCCCAUAAUGACAAAGCAAAAACAGGUUUUUAGACAU